AUGGCAGUUACAUCCAAAAGCUUACAUAGAACCCUCGUCGCUUCGACAAUUCUGGUAUUUCCCGCUAUAGUCUAUGCGGUAACCCUCUACUGCGCGGCGACAUCGACUUAUCGAUAUUCUCCGCUCGGUUUGGUGUCCCCAAAACACGGAAUCUUGAUCCUGAAUAUCCUAUCCAAAGCGGGAGACGUAGCUCUUGCAACAGCGGCAGACUCGGCCUGGAGCGCAAUCAAGUUCAUGGUCACCUUCCGCCGUUCACCGACCUCACUGUCUACAGUCUUUGCUCUCAGCUCUGGCAUAGGCUGGCUUGGCUUGACUGGAAUUAUGACACAACGAAGAGUGUUUAGAGCUCUUGAUCAAAGGACUUGGGCUUUCUUGAGGCUCUUUGUUAUCCUUCUUUUGCCUGGUCCUGGGAUCAUUAUCAUGAGCGAAAUUAAUGUCCAGUCACUCUACUUUCCUACCCAGUUCUCCCCUAUCAGUGGGGGUAUGGGCGUGUUUAACACAUCACUCAUCCGGGUUUUCCAGGAAGCUUCUGGACCGGUCAUCUCUGCACUUGUUCAAAACAUUCUACGCGAUCCUUCGAUAUCGUAUGUGACUCAGUCGGUCAGUUCCUCAUGCAAAGCGUCGGACGCAUCUUGUUCCUCAUACCUCUUACCAGGCGGUGUCCAGACCGUCUCGCCCUGGCCUGUAAAUUCGACAGCUCCAGAGCUGUCAGCUUACGUUGUUGAAGGUGGCCCUUCAUACCUCCUUGAAUUUGGUUCUCUUAGCGCCGAUGUGUCUUGGAACUCAGAUGCCUGCAAGAUCUAUGCCUCGACCUUUGCUUCUAAGACUAUACCUUUGCAAUUGUGUAUUCAAAAUGCCACAAGCUCUGAGAUGAAUGAACAGAUAUAUGCGGGAUGGCGAGUGUGUCCGACUAGCUUAGACGACUCAGGCAACUGCAAUCAGGCCGGUUCUUGGGAUGCAUCGCUGACGUGGAACACUUCGCUCACAAUAUAUCGUUGCAACGCCACGGUUGCAGCGUCUCGAACCAACCUAGCGCUCCUCCAAGUUAGAGACCUAGGGACGCCAGUCUUACAGAGCAUUACACCUAGGGAUCUUUUCCAAGUCUAUGACGCUAUCCUCACACCACUUGACAAUAUUUCCGACGGAGGCAACUGCUCCUCUCUCACACCACAAUCCCAACUCACUGAGUUCCUUUACAUAUAUCUUAAUCAAUCUGCCUACACGACAAAUCCCAUUAUCAGCACUCAGAGAGACUAUCUCCGGAACCUACUCGCUGUUCCACUAUACUACUGUAACUCCGUUAUGAUCUUAUCAAGUAACUCGCCGAAUGCCGUCCAACCAGGCUUGCUGCCUGAGAAUUAUUUGCGCGGCUCAUAUGCAAUUCCUGAAGAGCGCGCUGUGCCGGAAAGUUGGACGGUAUGGACCUAUGCUGGAUUGUACGGUGCCAUUUUGUUGCUCUUGCUGGCGGUACAUGUGGCAGCCUCCGGGUACGAGACGUCAAGAGAUAGUCACUUCCCUAUCGCAGACCUUCUUAUUCAAAUGAGCCCGGAAGAGAUGUCUUACAAUGUUGGAGAGGCUGGGAAACAAUCUUCGAAAGUUCAAUUUGACGAAUUGUUUGCUGGGGUCGCGCCAGGGGAUGAUCAAGCUAUUAUGAGAAGAGCUUCUGAGAUUCGAAUGCGUUUGGUGCAUCCCGGGACAACCUGA
Molecule: messenger RNA, 1704 nt
Organism: Talaromyces amestolkiae
Lineage: Eukaryota; Fungi; Ascomycota; Eurotiomycetes; Eurotiales; Trichocomaceae
Exons: 2
Coding region: 1-1704 (567 amino acids)
Source: RefSeq, a predicted model, not a curated record